Molecule: messenger RNA, 1786 nt
Organism: Salpingoeca rosetta
Lineage: Eukaryota; Choanoflagellata; Craspedida; Salpingoecidae
Product: steroid sulfatase
Exons: 15
Coding region: 31-1644 (537 amino acids)
Molecular function (GO): arylsulfatase activity
Source: RefSeq, a predicted model, not a curated record
GUUUUGGUGUGUUUUGGUGCAGCUGUCAAGAUGAGGAUGAGGAUGUGGGUGCUUGUUGUUGUGAUGGUCGUGGUGGCCGCUGUGGCAGCUGCAGCUGCAGAGGAGCCCAAGGUGAAGCAGCCACCCAACUUCCUGGUGCUCAUGGUUGACGACCUCGGAUAUGGAGAUCUGGGGUGCUUUGGGCGCAAGAACGUGUCCACGCCUCAUGUGGAUAGCUUGUGCCGAGAUGGCGUGAAGAUGGACCAGUUCUUGGUCCCAGCAUCGGUUUGCACUCCAUCGCGCGCAGGCUUCCUCACUGGCCGUCUGCCGCGCCGCUUCGGCAUGACCGCAAACGUGCUGCCAUGGAGGGUGAUGGCAACCACAGGACAGCCCACCGGCUUUCCAGACUCUGAGAUCACCCUGCCAGAGGUGCUGCGCGAGAAAGGCUACGCAACGGGCAUGUCGGGGAAAUGGCAUCUUGGCAUUAGCAACCUGACACACCACUGGGCACACUUGCCGAAGCAGCACGGCUUUGACAGCUGGCUCGGCCUUCCGUACACCAACAUGCACGGUUGCGACCCCUACCACGGGCUGCAGAACGAGUCUCUCCGUGAUUGCAUGGUGAUGGCCAACAACACCGUCGUCUCCCAGCCAACCAUCUACUCAAACCUCACGCAGACGCUGACAGAUCACGCCAUCCACUUCAUCACGGAGAAGGCUGCCCUCAACCAGCCCUUCUUCUUCUACAUGGCAUAUGUGCACGUGCACACGCCCCUCUUCUCCAGUCCAAAGUUCAAGAACGUCAGCGCUGGCGGUGUCUUUGGCGACAACGUGGAAGAAAUGGACGACAGUGUUGGCCAAAUCCUGCGCGCCCUCGACGAAGCACACAUUGCAAACAACACGCUGGUGCUGCUGACAUCGGACAACGGCCCGUUCCUGGAGGAGGGCUGGAGCAGACGCGGCAGAACAGGCGGUCUCAAGGGCGGUAAAGGCCAAACGUACGAGGGCGGAAUUCGGGUGCCGGGCAUUGCGCGCUGGCCAGGGGUGAUACCGGCUGGCACCGUCUUGCACGAGGCUGUCACAACCCUUGAUCUCAUGCCAACGUUUGCUGCACUGGCUGACACGACCGCGCCCACGGAUCGCAUCAUCGACGGCGCCAACGUGUGGGAGAUGAUGGUGCACCCGCACAACGCAACGCGCCCCGAUCCCAUCAUCUGGCACUACUGCGGUCACAACGUCACAGCAGCCCGCAACGGCCGCUACAAGCUCCACUUUGCAACGCAGAUCUGGGCCUCUGAUGCGCGCCCCACCCCACUGUGCAUCGAGUGCUGUCCGUACAGCCCUCUCUCGUUCAACGGCACUGGUGGUUCGCUCUGCCCGUGCGAUGCAGAGCACCUGCAGCGCCACGACCCGCCCCUCAUCUUCGACAUGCUCACAGAUCCUGGCGAGUCUCAGCCGCUCACGCCGGAGACGCUGCCAAACUUCAACCAGCUCGUGCGCGAUACAAAACAGGCGCUGGCAGAGCACUAUGCGACGGUGCACCCGACGCGGGACGAGAUGGUGUCGCUGCCAAUACCGCCACUCAGCCCGUGCUGCACAAACGAAUGGUUCAUUGGCGACGCGUGCGCGUGCCAGAUCUACGAGGAGGGGAAGGUGUACCCAUAGGGUGUUUGGUGGUAGUGGCGCCACAGUUAGCUGCAUGCCAUGAGGAAGACAAAGUGUUGUGUGUUACAUUACUCUCCUGUGUUGUGUUGGAACAUGUGCUGGAACGUGUGUGGUGCAGCGAAAUGGAACAAAGAAAGAGGCA